AAAACAAAUUUCAAAUCGAUCCAAUCAGAUUCAAAUUUGAACAGGAUUUGCUUGCUGACCAAAAACAUCCCAAUCAGAAGUCAGCUGUUGCGCCAACCAAAGCGCUGGUCACACAUCCACCUUGCUGAAUACCGAUAACGCCUGCAAUUAUCGACGUGCUAUGGGUGCCGAUUGUCUAAUAUAAAUAAAGCCAGCUGAUAUCGAAGUUCAACAGCCCGAUAGCUUGCAGCAAAUAUCGAUGACAGUCUUUAUUUAUAUAUUUCCUAAUCAAUAUACCUGAUAUCAACAACUGAUGCACAAAACACACCGUCUCACCACCGACAGCCAGUACAUGGAGGUCGAAGGCUUGCUGCAGGCCAUGGACAUGCCCACCAGCCACGACCCGGAGGCGGAACUAGAACCGGAGUCCACGUCGCUGUGCCGCCUGAGCCGCUACAACGUGACCAACCUGUACGAUGGGCCGGCGGGAGGGGGUUCCACUUUGGCCUCGGGCCGCCAGCGUUGCUACACAAUGCCGCAUGUGCCACCUCCAGCGCCGCCCUCCACGCCCACUCUGCUGACCAGCGGGGGCGGCGGCAGCAGCAACUCCGUAUCCGUCUCCAUCUCGCCCACCUGCUCUGCUGGAAGCCAUCCCUUGGAUAGCCAAAGUUUGAGCCAGAGCCCCUUGAACCACUUCAUCUACGUAAAGAAUGGCAAGAACCUGCGUCGCGAAUCGCGCUGCGUCGACUCGGAGCUGUCCAAGUUAUUGAACGUGGUGUCCAUCACAAACCGGCUGACGGCUAUUAAGAACCGCAGCAAUUCCAUUUCGAAUUCCAGUGGAAUACUCAAUGCCUCGCGCACCAUAUCGAAAUUAAACGGGGCGACGGCCACCAAGAUCUUCAAGAUUCAUCGGGAUCCGAAAGAGUUUCUGCGCGAAACGGACGAGGAUUCGGUGUCGGCGCCGGAGUACGACGAGGAGGAGGAGGACACGCGCUUCCGUUUCUUUAGGCGAGCGCGCUUCUCGCGGAGGUACAGUACCGCGCGAUCCGGACGGAAAUUCGCGAGAAAGUUCGCUCGAUUUGAGCACCAUGAGCGCAUGGAGACCAUCGUGGAUAGUUUCGAUGCAGCCAUGAGCUUCAAUGAUGCAGACACCUGAGAGGCAGAGACCACGGCGAGAACGACGACGACGGCAACAGCUGAGGAUGAGGCAUGGCAGAUGGUCGGCCAACCAAUGUGAUGAAUGUGAAUUUCAACUAAAUUAUUUUAAUUGCUACAAACUACUAUUAUUACGAUUAUUAUUACCGAUUACCGAGCUGUUCUCUCCAUACGUUUAGUUUCCUUGUACGCCGAUUGCCGUGGCCUUCGAGAUCCCAGUACCACUCCUGCAAUCAAUCGGGUGUUUGGUGGCGGAUCGCGGACGCAGCGCAGGGCACGCAUUUAGUUUAAAGCCUAGUUUUACGCCUACGCCUCUGGGGCGAAGCAGGUGCAGCCGACCACCGAAUGGUUGAUAGCUCCACGAACAGAACGAUUCCAAUAAAUGCACAAAACGUGUUGUAUUCGAGAAGAGAGAUUA
Molecule: messenger RNA, 1552 nt
Organism: Drosophila yakuba
Lineage: Eukaryota; Metazoa; Arthropoda; Insecta; Diptera; Drosophilidae
Exons: 2
Coding region: 293-1135 (280 amino acids)
Source: RefSeq, a predicted model, not a curated record